Messenger RNA from Cynoglossus semilaevis (tongue sole), 7314 nucleotides. It is a transcript of the gene ccdc134, whose product is annotated as coiled-coil domain containing 134. The transcript is spliced from 34 exons. Lineage: Eukaryota; Metazoa; Chordata; Actinopteri; Pleuronectiformes; Cynoglossidae. The coding region runs from base 95 to 4093 and encodes 1332 amino acids. Gene Ontology annotation, biological process: meiosis I. The record is from RefSeq and is a predicted model, not a curated record.
AACUGAAGUUCAUACUUCAAGAACGUACGUGGUGUGAAAAAGAUCUAAAUGUUGCAGUCGCGAUUUAUGCUGUGCUGCAGCAAGGUGGACUAUAAUGAUGAGUGGAGAUAUUGUUUAUGACAAGAUACACUCUAGACAUAACACAAAAUGGAGUCUGUCCCUGACAUCAACGGAAGGUUCGCAGCUACAGCUCUGUGUUGCCUGUGUCACUGAAAUGAUGGACAGUGAAGACAUUGCAUCAGUGAGAAAGGCCUUUGCGUUGUCUGCUGUCAGUGAGAUUCUCAAAUGUUCUCCAGGGGCCUUAAAAGAGCUGCUCCAGCAGGACCACAGAGUGUUGCUGUGUUUUACAGCUUCUUUGCUGGGGAUUCUUCAGUCUGCAGAGAACCCAGCAACUGUGGAAAGAGCUCAGCAAGUUCUGGUUCAGCUGCUUUUGGAGCUCCGGAGUGAAGUGGCAUUUGGCUUUGUUUUGGAUGAGAUACACAAACAGCUAAGUGACCGGCUUUGUGUGAAAGGCUUCCUGCCCUUGUUCAACCUUCUGGGGACCAUGGUGGAAGCUGUACCCAACGUGGCUCAUUGUCUGGUGACUCAGUUUGUGCUGCUGCUGGAACACUUGUGUUCGGCCUUACUCUACCCAGAUGAAGCCCUGAAGGCUUCAGCUCUGUACGUGUGGCUGCAGGUGUUCAGGGCAGUUGGAGGAUCGUCCGCCAAGUCGUUGCCUGUGGCAAUUAGGGACAGAGUGUGCGUCCUGUUGAGACAAACCUUAGCCAACGCUGGCUCAGCAAAGCUCAUCAAAAACUCUGUCGGCCUGCUGUGGCUGCUGGUGCAGCACGGAGAGACUGUUUCCGUUCUGAUGAACAGCCCCUACACUCCAACCAUGUGGGAUCAGAACACGAACCUCUACAACAACAGCAGCCAAACCCUUUCCCAGAACUCGGAGAGACAGUGUACAGAGCAGUGCCAGCUGCCUCUCAUACUGAAACAGCUACUGCUGAGUGCUGAUGAGACGUUGCAGGUCGCCAGUGCUAAGUGUAUUGCUUCUGUCUUGGUUCAUUCUCCCAGUCAGUACUGCGCUCCCUUCAUUAAGGCUGACGUACCAGAGUUUUUGUUUGAUCGUCUGGCCAGUGCUAAUAGUGAGAUGAUGCUGUGGUCUGCCUACAGCUGUUUGGUGUUAUUGACUGAAGACCCGCUGUUCUUCUCCCAGUGUCACUCCAUCUAUGGUGUUGAAUCUCUGGUGCACAGUCUGAAGGAAGCUCUGCAGAUGUCCAACCUGGAGGUGCACAAACAAGGUCUGCUGCUGCUCACUCUGAUACUGGAGAGGCAGCCACCAAGUGUGCGUUUGCUGCCCAGCGCUCCAGUGUUUGUGGCUGUUUCGGAGGCUGUUGUGGCUGGAGUCUCCUCCCCCUGCUUGCUAGUGGCCACUCAGGGCGCCAGCGCUGCUUCUGCCCUCUUCAGACUGAACCAUCAAUCCCUGCCAGUUCAGUACAGAGAGAUAGAACGACUGGUAGAAGCCGUCAGCAGCAGGUUCUCCGAGCUGCACCUCCUGUCCUCGGGUCGUCAGCGAAGCUCUGGGAGUGUGAAAAGGUCAGGCUUGAGCAAAAAGGCUUUUAGGUCUGAGGGGUUCCUGCUCCAGGCCCUGGUCUGUUUUCAGGCAGCCUGCAGGUUGGCUGAGGAGUGUGCGUCAGAUCCAGUUCUGAAAGAAAAUGUCUUCACAGCUCCAGUGAAAACCAGUCAGACUGAGGACUCACUGGAGUCUCUGUGUCACUGUCUGCUCCACUGCUGCGACUCUGUCUGGAUCCCCACCGUCACGAGAAUGUGCGAGCGUGCAGCCAACCCUCACAUCCUGCAGAAGUUCUACUCCAUCCUGGCCUCCCAGUUCAGCCUUCUCCCACGUCUUAUGCCACUCUUCGCAAAUAAGCUGUCGUCCUCUGGUUUCUACAGACUGACUCUGGAACACAAAGGCCUUUUCUGUGCAGCAAGCAGGAAUGUGGAGCUGAAUGCAUCUUGCUGUGAUUUUCUACAGAAACUCAGUAUGUGUCUGCUGCCCCAGUCAGAAGCUCCUUCUGAAUCCCAUCAACAAGAUGUUGAAGAAAUAGAAAAUCUUCUUCUGCACAACCUCCCUUCCCUGUGUUGUCCCCUGUCCGACUGGCCCUCUCUGUUGUACGAGAACCCCGGACCCCAACUGAGCGAACACAGCGGGCCGAGAUCUACGCAGUACUGUCUGGUGGUGAUACUACACCUUGCCUUUCAACAGGGAGACAGGCUUCUCCCUGACCAGACCGUGUUCUCCAGUGUACUGUGGCUGUUGCAUUCCGUGCAGGAGCAGGUCAGCUGUGUCCUGCCGCGCUGCGUGCUCCGCUCUGCCCUCUAUCUGCUGGCAGUGACGCAGGACAACAGCCCUAGUCUCGACAGGACUCCUUUGAACUGCAUCAAUACGGCUCUCUCCUCCUGCCAGAGCUUCUCCUCCCUCUACGUUCACCAUCCUGCACUGCUCCAUUUCAUCUGCCGUUAUCCAGAGCUCGCUGAAAAAUUUGGGGCCGCUGUCCUGGAAUUGUGGUUAACCAAGCAGACACGAGCAGUGACAGAUGUAGCAGAGCCAGGGGGAGAGACAAAAGAAGAUCAGACUCAGCAUCAGAAGCCUGACAAAGAAACUGUGGAUCUUCUUAACCUGAUAGAGAAAUAUCCAGCGGUCGUAAUAACACUUCUGGACAUGCUCUUCGUCAGACAGCCUCCUCUGGCAGAUCGGGCCUAUGCCGUCCUUGAGUUGCUUCUGCAAGGAGAAAGAAAGUACGAGUUAGACCUGUGCGCCAAAGUCAGACCAGUUCUUCUCAAGGCAUUAAGGCAGUUCAGUCUGGAGAUGGCAGGACGUGCGCUCGGAGAGAGACGACCCAAAGAGACUGUGAACUCGCUCCCUCUGGUGCUGAAGCUGCUGUGUGUGACACAGGCCACUGACCCUCCUCUGACUUCCUCCUACAGUAAGAUGAAUGAGCUUCACUUCAAGCUGCUCUACCACGUAAGUAAUAUAGCAGGACGGAUAACAUCUACCAACACAGAGAGCCUGCUUCCUGCCCUGAACUACCUCUAUUGUGGCCUGAGUCUUUGCCCUGAACACUGUACUGAUAGAGCUGUCUCCAUGCUGCUGUCCAACUCUGGACUGAUGGACCAGUUACAGACACUCCUCUCCUCCUCCUCCUCCUCCUCCUCUUCCUCCUCUGCUCCUUACGUCUCCCCAUCACUCCAGCCUCCUUCAUCCCUGCUGUGCUGCAGUCAUCUACUCCUGUCCUCCCUCAUUACCUUGCAGCAUGCUCACACAGCUCAGGUCCACAGGAGCAUCGGCUGGAGUCUGGACACAGCAGUGCAGCGCCUCCUGCUUCAGAAGAGAAGCACAGAUAAUCUUUUGCUGGCCAGCAACCUGAGGCUACUGCAGGCUUUACUCGAUGUUGACCUUGAAUCAGGACUGGUGUCUGUGACUACUGGUCCUGGAUUGGUCGGACCAAGACCACUGGGAUUCCAAGAUGGAGCGUUGUACCCACUGGGCUUCAGAGGAGCUCAGUGUCUGACAAUCGCUCUAAGUGGACUUCUUUUUCAGAAGCACGAGCUGUUACUGAGAGCCUCGGUCAACUGUCUGAGCUCCUUGCUGGGAUUCCUGCAGAGAAAGAGUCAUAUUACAGCGAAGUAUGUAGUGUGCCAUCCAUGGACAAGAUUCCUCCUCUGCUGCCUGAUCGGCCCAGGAGAGAGCUGUCUCGUGCACCCUGCCAUUCUCAGGCUCAUCACACUCCUCCUGAAGCACAGCAGCACGGCAGUACCUUUGGAGCCCGACCUGCUCCGUGUGAUGGAGGCAGUGGAGAAGACGGGAGUGAAGGAGCUCAGCCAGGAGGCAUCACAGGCCUUCAGGCUGCUUCUCACACAGGUUCAGAGCAGCGUCCUGCAGCCUCCACUGACAGAGGAGCACAAGCUGAGGCUGAGGAAGAUGUUGGAGGAGCUCAGUCUGCAGACACCGGCCCAGAGCUCCACCUCCACCUCCACCUCCACUGUCCUCCAUGUUGGAGACGUGUCUGUCUGUUGGUCUGACUUCACACUGAUGACACCAGGCUGAUACUCCACUCUUAUCAUCACUUUACCUUUAAUCAUAGGGUUAAUAUUGUUGCCGUUACUGUCAUACUGUUACUUUCGUUGAUAUUGAUUGAUUUUUACAUUGAAACAAUUCACUGUUUUCCACAGUUCUCUCUAUUCACAAGCAGCAUUAAAGAAGAAAAAAAAACUAAUGGUUAUUUUAAAUACAUUUUUAACUUGAUGCCUUUGUUAUGGUUCAGACUGUUGAGAAUUUACCCCCCCCCCCCCCCCACUCCAUUCAUCCAAGCCUGAGUGUAUCUGCAAUUUCUCCAACAACCUGAAGGACACGAUCACAUGUACUAUGUUCCUGUUCGUGUUCAUAAAAACAGACUUCUUUCCACGUUUUACAACAGUGUGGUGUCACAGGCGUUCAAGGUGAAAGCUGCCUUUAGAGUGGUGAUUUGUUAUCGUGGCAGCCGAGUCACUAAGUCAUUUUCAUGGAUUCUUUUAAACGUUCGUUCUUGCACAUUAAAAUUUAAAAAACCACAGUAAAUUGAAAAUAUAACAUGCAUUCAGUACCAGGGGGCUUAGAGCAAAAGUGUGAAGGAGACACUUGAGGAUACAUUUGACCAAGAACACAAGAAAACCCCCUGAAGAAGUAAUAAACUUGGUAAUUGUACUCAUUAUCUCCACCGGACAACUGAGUCUACUUAUCUUUGCUGAGCUCACAAGAGGCCAUUAUUGUUAAAAUAAAUAUAUACAUUUCAUGAAUAAUAUCCGUUACUACUCCGAGGAGUGUCCAGGAUUGAGGGGGAGUUCAUCUAAAUGUCUCUGGAGGAUCCAGGGAAGCAGGAGGUGACUAACCCUUGGAUGCUGUAAGGGAAAAAUAUUCAACUAUUCUUUCACUUUAUAAUCAUUAACACCAUCAAUCAAAACGUUUGAUCAACCAAACGUAAUGGAGCUGCUGCAACGAAUCCCAGAGAGACUUAGAGGGAGCAGAUAUUUGUUUAUUCAUACCGUGCCUCCGGAUGAUCUCCAGUGCUCGGUUCAUGUCUGUUAGCUCAAGAUAAGACCAAAGCCUUUGUUGUCUCCUUCGCCGCGGGAAAAGUUUGUCUCUGACAUUCAACCGUAGCAACAUGUCAAAUAAACAUAUGGUAACGUAAUGUUCAUAAAAAAAUGUUUUUAUAAUUUACAAAGCAUAUUUCUAAAUAUUUUUAUUGGUCUUUGUGAAUAUGAAUCUCAGUCAUUUUGCCCCAUAAUAAGCAAAAGAUGUUGAUUUUAAAUUAACGAAUUUUCCAUGUCAUGUCCGCCAUUUUGCUUUCCAGCUACAUUUAGCAUACGCUAAGGUGUUAUGUAUAGCACUACAUCUCUAUCCUUUUUUUUUUUUAUGAUUCAUGGUUUUACAUUAUAACCAUGAAUCAGCAGUUUGAAAAGGUAAUGUUAUUUGCCCCCCCCCACUCCGUUAGGGGGCGCAAGAGGAUUUUCAUCUCAGAGACUGGUUAACCAAUUAGUGGACAGUAAGCAAAUCCUGCUAACAGCCCGUCACCUAUUUCUUUGGCUUUUAAGGGCAGCGCUGCAUUCUUCAAGUUGCAUUACUGCCACCUACUGGUAAAUAUUUCUUACAAAGAAAUUAUUUUUUUAAACAACGGGGUAUUGUCUUUAUACAUUGAUGUAGGAGUUAUAUUUUUUAAAUUACGUUUAUUAAAAAGAUCAACUAAACAUUUUGAAAUUUUGAAAAUAUUUUUUUCCUUGAAUUAUUUUGUUUGUUCUCCUUUGCUUUUAAUGCUAUGCAUUUCUAAAAAUCAAAAGGGCUUUUUAUUUUGUCAUUCCAGAGGGAAGCGGAACGCUCUGCCCCACACUCCGGCGGUGUCUCUCUUUAAACCGUCCGUGCGGAAACCACAACCUCUCCAUCCUCUGUGUCUGCUGCCCCGUUCGCUGUCAUUCGUCCAAAGCGAAGCAGCCGGUACGAUCGUGUCGCUGGCAGAGUGGAGCAGCGAGAGCCGCAUGUAAAUGAACACCUCCUUCUCCGUGUGGCUGUCACCUGAGGAUCCACGGAGGCGCCGAGUGACGGUCCGGUCCUGCUCGUCGAGUCCCCGACCUUUGACGGGCUGAGUGGAGGGAAAAAGGUGAAGCUGCACUACUUUGGAGCCACGGUCGCUGCUGUGCGUCGCCACCGUCUCUCCCUGCAACACGGGAAAUCAAACAGAGUGGAGUCAGUGAUUAGAUGACGGUGCCUACUUAUCUGACAACGCUGGAAACUGGAUCUCCCACACAGGAAAUCAAACUUCAGCCUCUCUGUUGUUGGCUGAAAAGAGGUGAAAAAAAAAAAAAGAAAUCUCCCCUCUACACCAGAAGCACCAGCCAAUCUGCCGUCAAGACCCCUCCCACCUCCCACCCCCGACCCUAACACAUUUUAAAUGUCAUAUUUAAUCUGAAACAUCUCCCACGCUGACUGCUACUGCACAUGAGCGUGUGUCGCUUGAUGGAAGGUCCACCCAGUCCAGAAGCCCCUCCAGGAGGGCAGCGUUACGUGUCCCGUGUUAAUAAUGUAGUUUUAUGUGUUACACUCUGAUGUGUCUCGAUGUUGAUCCGACCUCAGGCAAAAUGUCUCGCAUGGAUUUUAACCUCAUUAGAUGUUUCACUUCCCUCCGUUCGACCCAGCGUAAAGUUCAACGAGCUCUUCACAUCAAUAUUUCAGGGUCUCGCUCUCAUUUGACUUGUGAUUGGCCACAUUUGAGUCACGUCCUGUAUUUGUGGCCUUUUGCUGGAACAUUUUCCUAUGACAGAUUAUCUAAAUUGAUCAUCCCGUGUAAUUAGGGUUGCCUGCUCACAGUUAAUGGAUGCAUUAGAUGAUUGAUCCCUUCUUAAUGUCCUUGGGAUACUUCCUAAAGAUUCAGCACUUUUUUUUUUCUCCUCCCUCAUGUAAAUGUUAGCAGCGGCUGCAUAUAUAUGACUCGCCGGCUCUAAAUUGUAGCAGCGACGAUAAUCUCUCUGCUCAUAAAUAAAGUGUCAGGGCCGGUCGGAAGCACAAGGAAACGUCAGAUAACCUGAUGAGUUUCUGCCAGGGGAGAGGCACGACCUGCUUCCCUGGCUGUUAUUGAGAAAUACUGAGUCUUUUGACCAGCACUUAAGGAUAUUUAGCACAGCAUUUCUCAGAAAGCUGGGCCGCUACCCAAAAGAUGUUCCCAGAAUGCACAAAUUGGCCUUAAUCGAACACUGUCCUCACUCAGCUGUCUUCAGGUACAGUUGUUUCUGCUGAGUCUG